Molecule: messenger RNA, 433 nt
Organism: Nicotiana tabacum (common tobacco)
Lineage: Eukaryota; Viridiplantae; Streptophyta; Magnoliopsida; Solanales; Solanaceae
Source: RefSeq, a predicted model, not a curated record
UCUUCUCUGCCAAAUUCUGUACGAGAAGUGAAGAGAGUUGAAAGACAAAAUGAAGAGGAUUUUCGUAGCUUUUAUGUUGGUGUUUGCUCUUCUUUUGACAUCCUCCUUUCUUGAAACCGCAACGGCCAAAUCAGUGUACUGUGCCCGCAAAUGCAAGGCUCGGUGUUCCAAGGCAGGAGUGAAGGAUCGAUGUGUGAAAUACUGCGAGUUGUGCUGUGCAAAGUGCAAAUGUGUUCCUACUGGGACUUAUGGCAACAAGCAUCAGUGCCCUUGUUAUAGGGACAUGAAAAACUUUAAGGGAAAGCCUAAAUGUCCUUAAAAAUAAAACCAGAUUUCUUCUCCUGCUUGUGUACCUAAAAGUAUUUUUACUAGUAUUUAGUUCGAGUAACAAGACUUUUUUGUGUUUGUUAAACUUCCUGAAUAAAUGAGCUCC